CCAACAAAUUCUACGAUGCACCAUGGCAGAUUGGGCAUUCUGACCAAAACGUCCAACUGGAUCGCUCCAACUACUGGCUGACCAUUUGGGCUGUCCAACCAAAUUGGAGCACAAUCUUGGACAAAAUGGUCCCUCCCAUGGUUGAAGCGCUAUUGAUCCAUGUCAAACAGGUCCCUUUAGAAAAGUGAGAAAUCUGUGGAGGUUGUUCUCUCUAUUUUCAACAAAAAGUGGAGGCUUCGAGGCCACAGCAUCCACUAUGAUUUGAAUAUUCGGAUUAUUUGCUCUGUGGGCGCUGAAUGGAUAGAUUUAUAAAUGGAGUCGACAUUGGGAAUAUAAGGAUAUACAGUGGAUAUCUUCUCUUCAAGACUCUAUCACAUUGUCAGUGAUCUGAAAUUCAAACCCUGAUCUGCAUGGAUCCUUCAAAAGUAAGGGAUCAAAUGAAUCCAAGAAAUAAAAGGAGUUAACCACGGAAGACAAAUCAACCAUUCAACGAAAGCUCAACAAAACCACAGCUCUGAUGCCUGUGGACCUACAAGAGUUAAAGGGUUAAUCUUCGACGGUGUCUUCAAACACCAGAGAAAGCAUGAAUGCCCCAAACUUUGGACAUCCUCACGUCUACAUUUAUGGUAAAGUACCAUAGCAGGCAUCAGCAUCAACAUGCUCAGAACAUCCUGGUUCAAGGGGACGGAAUGCAGGAUUAACAAAGGAUAAACACAUGGGGGCUUUUUGCCACCAAAGAUGAGGCAUGUCUCAGAUUUUGUCGCUCAUGCCGUGAAUAUAAAUGUGGAUUUUCACAAAAACAUUCCACGAGAAACACCCAGAAAAUGGGUGACAUUAUGGAACGUAAGCACUUUUCUUUUCCUUGGCAUGGACGGUCGUUUACAUGGAACAGAUUUUGCGUUGCUUGGUUUUUUUUCCUCAACACUCAUCGGUUGUUAUUUUUUCAGUCUUUCUUUAGAUAUUUUUUCAUAUAUACUUUUUCCUACACAUGCUAGACGGCCAUACAUUGUAUAUGUUAAAUUGGAUUGUAUCAUGUACAAAGAUAAAUGCAACACAUCUAUCAUUUGGAAUACAGAGACUAAAUAUAGUGUACAGAGCAGCAAGCAGCUUCGACUGCCCACAUGAUGGAGGGAACACAUGCUCAGACACAAACAAGGACAAAUGUCAUUGAAGACUAGCAGAACAGACCUAUCUACACAAGUGUGGGUGUGUUCAUACGAGUGAGUGUGGACGAAAUCUUGCCUGUGGAGUUUCUGUACGGAGAGCAUGAAGCAGGCCUGGUUAUUAAACAGGGUUUCUUUUCAUUUUUGGUCUCUGGUGACGGGACCAAAGGACUGUUAAACGAAAAACAGACCAGAGGGGACCUAACGGUGUUAGCGUGCGUGUCUGUGUUAGUGUGUGCCUGUAUGUUUAUAGAGGGCAGUGCCAACAACAGAAAAAGAGAGAAGAAAGAGAGUGUGCUGAAACUUGUGCAGGCAUUUUUGUGCACAUCUUCACUUUCUGUGCGUACAGCGAUUUGACGUAUUUGUGUGUGAAUGUGUGUUAUCAUCGUCACCCCACGCUCCCAUCCCCCCCCAAACCCCACUGCCUUUCUCGGGAUAGGAUUAUAAGGAACUAAGCCUCUCAAAACCCACACAUUGCAGAACCAAGAGGGUUCCAAGACCACAGAGUUCCAGAUCUCAAAGGGACACUUGGUGCCUUCAAAUGCGGCCGUGUUUACCGUAUUCCAAGAUGAGACCAAAUGAAUGCCCCUGUCCUGUGGUAUCAGAAUAUAGAGUGGUUAUUAUAUCGACCAAGACCACCCCCCCGAUUCAGAUUCGAGCUUUGUCUGCUGGAUCUGCCUGAUGACUGCUUAACCCUCACCCCAACCCUUCUCCAAUCCAAAAUCUGAGCAGUCAAAAUGACUUCCUGUGGUCUUUUUAGGGCCAAACUGCCAAGCUCCACUCUUCCUGUUUCUGACAGCAGAGAGCACGCCGUGUUAUCUAUGACACACACAUCAACAUUAAAGUGGUGGAGGCAACUAGACGGAGGAAGGGAAAGAUGUUUUCACUGAUGCUCCCACUGGAUGGACCUUCCACUUCAUGUGCUCAGCCUCCAUCUGUCCACACAGACCGACCUUUGAGAUCAGACAUGCAUUUCCUCUAUGUGGGCGACCACACGUGGGCAACCAUGUUGGGUCAGAGUGUGCGGCUACAGCCGGUGCCCAUCCAGAGCCUCUCUGAACUGGAGCGAGCCCGCUUACAGGAAGUGGCUUUGUACCAUUUAGAAGAGAGGGACCUGGACUUCAAGAUCAGCAUCCCAAAGGAAACACGCAAGCGGAGAAAAUCUCUACGCAGGAAGUUCGACUCGUUUUCAAAGGAGAAGAAAGAGCGAGAAGCCGCCCCGAAGGCGUUCGGCAUUCCCCUCUCCCAAGUCAUCGCCAACGACCGGGCCUACAAGCUGCGACAGGACGCCUUGAAAGAGAGCAGACGGGACUGUCUGGAUCUGGAGGCCAGCAUCCUGCGCUUCAGGGCUGAAAAGAGACAGUUCUUUAACGGGAGCAAACCACUGGUCAGUUCCUCGUCCGUCACAGGAGAAGGCCCCACCUCGUCACCGUGUAACUCUGUAGCACCGGCGCCCGUUUUUGAGAGCCAGAACAAACCGCUGUCGCCUACGUUUGUCGACAACAUCGGCCGAGGAAGAAGGAGGGGUGGUCUCUCUGUGGACUCCAUCUCUGACCUUGUAGAGUCUCAGUCUCGCCUUCUGGAGGCGCUGCAGCUCUCUCACCCAGCAGAGCUGGAGCUGAAGAAGUCAGCAGGUGGAUCGUCAGAGGGGAGGACGCAGACCAAACUCAGCCUGAACCCCAUCUACAGACAGGUGCCCCGUGUGGUGGAGAGGUGCUGCAGUUACAUCGAGACUCACGGCCUUCAGACUGUGGGGAUUUUCCGUGUUGGAAGCUCAAAGAAGAGAGUUAGACAGCUGAUGGAGGACUUUGACAUGGGCGUGGACGUGCAGCUGGACGAGGAGCAAAGUGUCCACGAUGUGGCUGCGUUACUCAAAGAGUUCCUGAGAGAUAUGCCGGAUCCUCUGCUGCCCCGGGAGCUCUACCCCGCCUUUCUGCACGCCAACUUGCUGAGGGGAGCAGACCAGCUUCAGUACCUGCAGCACCUCCUCUACCUGCUCCCUCCCUGUAAUUGUGACACCCUGCUGCGCCUCCUCAGCCUGCUGCACACGGUGCAGAGCUACGCCCAGGACAGCAUCGGGACCAAUGAUGAGGAGAUUUGUGGGAACAAGAUGACGUCGGCAAACCUGGCUGUGAUCUUCGGUCCCAACCUGCUGCAGAGAGAGAGAGGAGGAGACAUCAACCCUCACGCCAUCGGGAUCGAGGACAGCACAGCGAUCAUCAGCGUGACUCUGGUGCUCAUACAGAACUACAAGAGGCUCUUCACGGUCUCUGCAGAGCUGCAGCAGGAAGUCCUGAUGAGUCUGAUCCAGACUGACCCCGAUAUCAUCGACUACCUGCUGCGGAGGAAACUCAGUGGCAGUCAUCUGACAGUAGAGAGCAGCAGCGAGACAGGAGGCCGGCGGGACACAGGGGCGUCUCUGGACUCUGUGGGAGCGUCUAGUGGGAGUCUGUCUCCUCUGGAGCCUCCAUCACCACUUUUCCCUCCAGACGGGAACGGCGGCGAGGGCAGCCUGACCAGCGAGGUGUUUCUGAACGUGCUCAAACUGAACCAGAACAGGAAGAGAUCGGAACACAGAUACGGUGAUGUUCCUCCGGGUAAAUCCAUCCGCCACAUGCGCCAGUUCCACUCCCACCACAACCUCCUCAGCCUGGCCCAGCCCUCCUCCUCCGCCAGGGUCCACUGUCAGGACACAGACCCCCCGGACCGCAGGGGCCCUCUGGGGCACGCGCUCAGCUUCACGUUGGGCGGAAAUGGGAGCGGCAGCUGCUCCAGUCUGAGCGGCUCGACAGAGAGCAGCAUCUGGGUGAGACAGACGCCGCAGGAGGAGAACAAACCGACCACGGUGUCCAACUUCUGGGACUUCUUCACCGGGAAAGGGUCAGGCUCGGAGACGAUGGUAUGAUGAAGGGUGAGGAGAGGACGGACAUCUUUGCUGUCAGAAGACUUGAGAAAAGUGGUCAAAGCCGCUGUUACAUUUCCAGAUGUUAACUGGCGUUAAUGGAUGCUACAUGUGUUUGGUGUUAUAACGUCCUAAAUCAUUAAUUUUCUCACAUCAAAUUUCAUCUUUAAAAGAGCAUAAUGUUGCAGAUUUUUCAGCUGGAAGUUGGACUUUUUAACUCUUUUGGCACCUCUGGAACACAGCAUGUGCAUGAAUAUGGCAUUUGGACACAGAAAGCUUAAAAAUAUAUGAAAAUGGAUGAAAAAUAAUCAAAAGACUUUUCAGAUUUGUGAUAAAAACAGAGACAUGGACACGAGUAAAUGAAGGACUACCUGUGUUUUUACUUGUUAUGGCUGCAGUAAUAAUUUUAAUGUAUAUAAUAUGUACAGGAUAUAUUCACUACCAACCUCGUAAUAUCUCCAUCUGCAUGGACUUCGCAGUAUCUCCACAGGUUUCACUACCAGAUUCCUUUUGCUUUGCUGUUGUUUUUCUUUAACCUGCAAUAAGAUGCAAUCUCAUUAAAUAUAAUCUACAUUUUAACUAAUGAGUAAGAGUCAAAAUGAUUGAAGGAAUUCAAACAUCAGAGGGUCUGAAAACAUUAGAAAGAACAAAAAUAGGAGUUGGAUGUUUGUGUACAGGAAGUAAACAGUGAUUUAGUGAUUUGCAGGUCAAAAGGAGUCAUGAUAUCAAGGUUUAUCUGGUUGAAAACAUGGAUUUUAUAUGAAGGUUUUACUAUUUAAAUAUUAAGUAAUAUGAGACUAAUACAAUCCCAAUUCCAAAAAAGUUGGGACACUGUAAAAUGAAAAAAAUAAAAACAGAAUGCAAUGAUUGUCAAACAUCAUAAACCCAUAUCUUAUUUACAAUAGAACAUGAAAGCUAUUAGCUCAUUUUGAAUUUGAUGGCAGCAACAAAUCUCAAAAAAGUCAGUACAAGGCCAUGUUUCGAACUAUGUAGCAUGCUCUCUUCUUUUAAAAACAGUCUGUAAAUGAGGAAUGUUGCCCCAUUCUUGCGGCUCAACAGUCCUGGGUCAUCUUUGCCUGAUUUUUUAUGUUAUGAUGCUCCAAUGUUUUCUAUUGGUGGAAGGCCUGGACUGCAGAUAGGUCAGUUCAGCACCCCGACUCUGCUACUGUGAAGCCAACCAUAGAAUGUGACUUUUUUGAUAUGUAUUACAUACCAUAGAUCAGUGUGACUCAACUCUGCUCAACAAAAGAGCCAAAUUGUUGAAAAAUACCUAUGCAUGAGCCACGAUCUUUGUGGUGAAAAUGUGGUGCAAAAAUAAGUUAAAACUGGCAAAAAUGGUCAAAAAAACAGCAAAGAUGUGGCAUAAAAAUGGGUGAAAGGGGCAAAAUAAGCACGCAAU
Molecule: messenger RNA, 5464 nt
Organism: Cheilinus undulatus (humphead wrasse)
Lineage: Eukaryota; Metazoa; Chordata; Actinopteri; Labriformes; Labridae
Gene: arhgap36
Product: Rho GTPase activating protein 36
Exons: 15
Coding region: 2041-4068 (675 amino acids)
Biological process (GO): signal transduction
Source: RefSeq, a predicted model, not a curated record